Messenger RNA from Paraglomus occultum, 1863 nucleotides. Lineage: Eukaryota; Fungi; Glomeromycota; Glomeromycetes; Paraglomerales; Paraglomeraceae. The record is from the annotation of a GenBank genome assembly.
AUGUCUUCAAACGACGGAAGAACCUCAACGCGUUUAGGAUUCGGCAAAACAUUCAAUCUUGACAGUUUAGGUCACGAUGUACGUCGUAACCUAGUCAAGGUUGACCCUCGCUUGCCCGAAGAUCUCAAGAAUGUGGCUUUAUUGCUCAAGGAAGAAAGAAACAUUCUUUCCAGCUUACAGAACAUUGCGCAAGAGAGGAAACAAGGCACAAACCUACUCAAAGAUAUUCGCGAAGCUGAGCAACGCCUUCUUCCCGCAAAGGAGAGACGGCGCAAAAUUAAUGAAGAAAUGUCAAAAACUAUCAAAACACAUCCAAGAUCGCCACGUAUUCGAGAAUUAGAAGCCGAAUUGGAGCAAGUGAAUCGUGAAAACGCACCCACGGAAACGGAUGUUGGCAAUCUUGUAAGACGCAAGCUGAAGGAAGCAUAUACUCUGCUGCUUGAUGCAACAUUUGAAACUUCCGAGCGUUUGGCUAUAAUUGCUGGUUUUGGUGGUUAUAUCAUUGGUCAACUUGAUGCUAACCCUGUUCCCGCUGGUUCAGCAAGACCAAAGUAUACUGGCGAUAAAGUUACUUCACAAAUAGUUAAAGACUGUCAAAUCCAGCUACAUAAUUGGCAGCCACCUAGCACCGAUAUUGGACCCCUUUUGCCAACGUUGACGAAUACGGCACCGACACUAUUAGCCGCUCAAAAAGAGGAAUAUGAAGCGAAAUUGGCUCAAGUUAAUGCAGAAAUGACUUCUCUACGCGAAGCUCACGAGAAACAAAUCCUCGAACAAACGGCCAAGUAUGAUGAACUCGCACAAUCAACUUCUGCAAAGAUUGACGAACUUACACGAACGACUUCUGCAAGAAUUGAAGAACUUACAUCAGAGCUUGAAAAUCAAAAACAGGGAUAUAAAGCUCAAUUGGAUGACAUGGCCAACGCAUUGAGUUCGCAAAGAGAAGCAUAUGAAAAGCAGGUUGGCGAUUUGACCAGCAAGUUAAGCGAACAGCAGAAAAAGAGCGAGCAAGACUUGGUGGAAAUCCGGGGUGUCGUGGCGACUGAAAAACAAAAGAAUGAAGUACAGCUACGUGAAUACCAGACAUUGUUGGCACAAAAGCACGAGUAUGAGGUACAAUUACGAGAGCGAGACAACUCCAUUAACAAGCUUCAGAACGACAUGAACGUUGUUGCAACAGAAAAGGGCAAACUGUCUCAACUUGUUAAAGAUCUAGAAGAGACAUUGAAAUCAAAAUCAUCAACGCUAAGUCAAAAAGAAGAGAAGAUUAACAAACUGGAAGACGACAUUACCGGUAUCAAGUCACAGCUUGCUGGAUUGAAGAUCGCCUCACCCGCUCCCGCACCUGCAAGUCCAGCGUCAGGGGCAUCUACUUCGACAGUGCAGGGAGCAGCGCCUGCACGCUCUGCCACUGCUGCAUCCGUAACUAGUUCCGUAUCUUCUCCACCAGUCUCCGAGUCUUCGACUAAUUCUGCAGCUUUGCCUCCCCCACUUUCACCGGCAAAUCCACACCUUCCUCCUCCGGGUGGACCUUUCCAACAAAACAUGUAUGACCCGCAGGGACAACCAUUUUACAAUCAGCAAGGUUUCCAACCCCAACAACCAUUUUAUCAACCGCAAGGAUAUUACGGUCAACCUGGUCAACCCGGUCAACCCGGUCAUCCUCAAUAUGCUUUUCAGGGACAGCCUGGCUUCAACCAAGGUCAUCCUCCGCCCCCGCCAUCACCGCAGCAGCAGCAACAGCAGCAACAUCCACCAUCAUUUGUGGGUGGUUUCUAUCUUGGACCUCCUGAUGAUGCUCCUCCCGCGUAUGAACCUCCCGCAGACGGUGUUAUACCUGGAGGAGACGAGAAAAAGAAAUAA